AUGAAGCUGUCCGCCCUCGCCCUCCUUGCUCUUGCGAGCACCGCACACGCCCAAUAUUUCUCUGCAGGCUGGACUCCCGGCCAGAAGCCGCACGACACAGAGCCUGCGCCCGACGCCGCUGCUCAAGACUCCUCCCCCUCUUCGCCCCCUCCACCACCAGCGAACGCCGCCCCGUUCAGCUUCUCCAGCCUCUUCGACAUCAACAAGCUCCUGACCUCCGAGCCCGCCGUAUCGCUCUUCAGCAAGUUCGGCGUCAACAUCACCGAGAAGGUACACACCGCCCUCGAGACCAAGCUCUGGGACGACCGCGUCGAGCUCAUCACGGACGAUAACUUUAAAGAGCUUAUUGUGGAGGAGAAGUUGACGCCUGAACAGGAGCAGAAGAGGACGUGGAUUAUCGUCGUCUCUGUCACUUCUGCCAGGCAGGACGGUGUCUCAAAGUACCUCGACCAGGUGUUUGACUCGGCGUUCAACCAGACCCAGUUGGCGGGUGACCUCCCAGAUGUGAAAUGGGGUCGUAUCGACUAUCUCAAUGUUACUUACAUUACCACGAAAUGGGGCAUUUGGCAGGCACCAUAUCUCGUCGUUCUGAGGGACCGCGGCCAGAGUCUUCGCUUCUACCGACCUUACCAGAUCCGCCUGCGCGAAGACGCUUUGCGUGAAUUCCUCAAGAACGAUGGCUGGAAGGUUAGCCCUCCUUGGUCGUCCUCUUUUGCCCCAGGCGGAGACAAUGAAUACAUCAUGGACUUCCUCGCGACCUGCCUAACCAAGAUCUACAACCUCGUGGUCCUCGUUCCGAAGUGGGUCCUGCUGCUCGCCUCGGGAAGUCUGGCGUCUGUGAUCAUUGGCCUCCUCCACCGCCCAUCGCAGAAGAAGGUUGCGAAGAAGCCGAAGGCGAAGCCUGAGCACGUCGCUGUCCCUGCAAGUGGGUCUGGUUCUGGCACUGAGAAAGCUGGACCGUCGUCGGCCUCGGUCUCGAAGAGUGCGACGCCUGCCCCUGCCGUGACGGACAGCGAGCGCGAAUCGUCUGCUCCUCCUGGCAAGCGCCAGAGUGCGAGACAGCGUAAGAACAAGAAAUAG
Messenger RNA from Cyclocybe aegerita, 1080 nucleotides. The record is from the annotation of a GenBank genome assembly. Lineage: Eukaryota; Fungi; Basidiomycota; Agaricomycetes; Agaricales; Hemipholiotaceae.